CGCUGGGCGGGGGGAUAGCGGCGGCGCAGAUGCUGCGGGAGCUAGGAGCGGGGCUGCUGCCGUACGGAGAGAGGGAACUCCAGGCCAUCGUACGGGAUGUACGGCGCCCCGGCAGCAGCCGAUCCAGAUCCUCCUCCGGAUCCGCCUUACUGCCGGCCGACGCGGACCCUCUGGAUCCAUGGAACCUUCCGUACGCUUUGCAGGGCCUUGCGCAGGGUCGUGCGGCAUCAAGGUACGACAGCAGCUGGGGCGCUGCCUACGCCGACUACUUUGCGCCGCCAGGGCUCUUGAAGGGAAGCGACGCGUUGUGCCGUACACUGUUCGGGCUUGCUCUGGUGGGCCCUAUGCCUCUGGCCGCCGGGGAGGCACGGGGCUGGACUUUGGCAGAGGAUCAGGCGGGCAGCGCUGCAGGCGGUGCGGAGGCUGUGGAAGAUGUUGCUGCCGCUGCAGGGGCUGCUGCUGAUGAGGGCGCAAGGAAUGAUGGCGGUGGUGGCGACAGUAAUGGGCAUGGUGACGGUACGGCAGCCGGCACCGACGUACUGAUGAAGGCACAGGUCGUGUGUUGCCGUACAGGCCGGAAGCUGGGGCUAAUCUACUUCCACCUUCACGGCCGGUUGGGAGAGUUUCCGUUCACCACGUUGCUGCGACACGGACCCAUGGGUCACACCUGGCACGGCGCUGACGGCGGGAUGAGACCCGCUGGCGACGCCGACCCGGCUGCAGAUGGCGAAGACGCUUCGAUGCCGGUGGUGGUUGUACGGCUGCCGUACAGACGAGAUCCUCAAUCCGCGUGCGGCGGGCCGGAGAGCCCGUACUUCCUCAAGGCUUGGCUUCACGAGCUGGGUCACGCCCUGCACCAUGUAGCAUCCGCGGCGGCAUGCGGCGUGCUGUCGGCGUCAGACUUGCUGCCACCACAGCCGCCGGAGGCAUCCUGCGAAUCAACCAGCGCCUCUAGCGGCCGCAUCCCUAGCAGCGCUGCAACCGCUGGUCUCGGCAACCCGACCAGCAAUGCCACCAGGAAUAUGGACCAUAACACCGCUAGUGCUACCACCAGCGCCAGCAGCAGCACCACCGGCACCACCAGCGCCAGCACAUCCACAUCCACUAGCACCCGUACUACCAGCAACAGCGGGCUGCUGGCACUGCUGAGCGGCGUGUCCUGCGCCUUGGACCUCCGCGAGCUGCCCUCACACCUGCUGGAGCACGUGUUGCGGGAGGCGGGGGGUGUCCGGCUGCUGGCGAGACAUGGGCGGCUGGACUGCCCGCUGCCGCAGAGGGACUGCGCCAGGCUGGUUGCUCAGCUUUCCACGUGCUUCACCUCCACCGUCGGGGAGUUACAGUCGCUGGUAGCGGCCGCACUGGCGGAUCAGAUCAUGCAUGGCCCGCAACCAGCGCCUGAUCAGCAGGAUGAGCCCCGUCAAGCUUCCAAUCCCCAGCCCCAGCCGCAGUCCCCGUCCCAGCAGCAGCUGCAGCAACAGGGACACCCGCAGCAGUGCCACCAACAGGGCUCAACUGAUGGCGCUGCCGGUGUACCGAAGACGACUGGGGCGCCUCCGGCUGAGACGUCGAACGCAGCUGCUGGGGGAGCAACAGCAGCAGCGGCAACAGCAGCGGCAACGGCAGCACCAGCAGCUGGGGAGGCACCCGGCAGGGCUGAAAUGCGCAUGGCGUUACGUGCGCAUUUGGAGGCGCACGCCGCGACCUGCUCCCUCACCGUCCACCACCACCGCGCGCAGCUCCAAGAACACCACCACAACUACCACCACCAACAACAACGUCAUGAGCAACAGGAACAUCAUCAGCAGCAGCAGCUUGAACAGCAAAAUCGGCAACGGGCUGACGGAUUAACAUCACCCGAGCAGCCCCGUCAGCCGUCUCCGCCGCCGCCGCCGCCACCGCCGCCACCGCUGGUGGUCCCUGGCAACGACGCGCUGCACCACCUGGAGGCUCUCGCGGUGGUGGGCGGGGCGCAGUACGUAUACGUGGCCAGUAGGCUGUUUGCGGCGGCGGCGUGGCGGGCCUACCGGCUGCAGGAUCAACUGCUAUUCACAAGCUCCCCCAUGCGAGGCCAAGAGGGUAUCGGCACCCCAUCCAUCCUGGACCACUACAAGUGGGGCAGUGAGAGCAGUCGCGGUUUUGCAGUGGGCAUGGGAGUUCAGGGCUCUAAAGGUGAAGAGGAGGAAUGCAGUGGAGAGGGUGAGGGGAGCGUGAAAAACGGGGGCUGGUUGCUGCGGCAAAGGCUACUGGAGGCGG
Astrephomene gubernaculifera is the source of this 2253-nucleotide messenger RNA. The record is from the annotation of a GenBank genome assembly. NCBI's taxonomy places the organism in Eukaryota, Viridiplantae, Chlorophyta, Chlorophyceae, Chlamydomonadales, Astrephomenaceae.